AUGGAGGCCAGAAGUGUCUGCACUCUGCUGCUAGCGGAGUCAGACGCUCACAAUAACACCUCUAGUACCACUAACGAUGCUGACAAAGUCAUAAACACUCAAACAGAUAGUACCCAGUGCGAAGGAGGCAAGAGUGAAGAGGAGCUCCUGAAGGGCCUCCUCACUGAUGACUACUGCCAUGUGUGUGAGGCCGUGCUGCUCUUUGAGUCUCAGCGGCUGUCCCACUAUGAGGGGAAGAAACAUGCUCAGAAAAUCAAAGUGUACCUGCAGACCAAGAGAGGCGAGAAGACUUACGAAGAGCCCACAGGACCCCAGCGGCCCAUGACUACUGAUAAGGACCAUUUCUGUGAGCUGUGUAACAUGGUGUUUAGCUCCCAUGUGGUGGCAAAAUCUCACUAUGAAGGCAAAGUCCAUGCAAAAAAUCUGCGUAAACAAGGCCUUCAGCCCCCAGUUAUCGACAGGUACACAGAGGUGCGGGAUCCUGAUGAUGCUGACCAGAAAUCAGCCCCAGAGGGUGUUACGGAGCAUCAUCUGAACUCAGCAGCCACCACGACUCCCCCCAGCACAGAGGUCGAUCUGAAGGACCCUAACAAGUACUGUUCCAUGUGUGUCGCUUCAUUCAACAAUCCCCAGAUGGCUUUGCAGCACUACAACGGACGCAAGCACCAGAGGAAUCAGGCCCGACAGGAGCUGCUCAAAGAGCUCGGAGACAAAGUCCAACAAGCCGAGUCGCUGAUGUGUCAGAUGUGUAGCGUGCAGUUUAACUCUGUGGAGAUGUACCAGGCCCACAUGCAAGGAACCAAACACCAGAUUAAGGAGAAGAAGGUGGUUGACCUGUGCAAAUCCCAACAAAAAGACUACAACACAUUUGCAGAUGAACUGGCAGAUUACAUUCAGGUUCAGAAGGCUCGAGGAAUCACCUCUAAGGCCGGUCAAGUCCUCCCUCUGGGUGACACGCAAAAGGAGGGCGAGGAAGAUGAAGAAGAGGAAGAGGAAGCAUUUAACAACGUAGAAUUGAACCCACGUAUGCCCAACCUUCCUCCCACCGCUAACCCUCCUCAUCACUCCCGCCCUGGUAGUUACUACCCAGUUGAGGGGUGGCGUCCUCCGUAUCAGGGCCCCCCCUGGCCACCCAAUGACUGGGAUUACAACUGCCCUCCUCCAGUCCUCCCAGGCUCAGACUCUGCACUGUUCACUGGUCAGCCCACAAAGAGGAGGAGGCGCAGAAAGCAGUCGAGCUCCUCCUCGUAUACCACUUCAUCUUACUCCUCCUCCUCCUAUAGCAGCAGCACGAGUGACAAUGAUGACAGCGAAUACCGGCUCAGAGAAAAGAGGAGGAUUAGAAGAUCCAGGAGGGAGAGAGAGAAGAGGAGGAGAGAUGAGGACCCAGACAAGGAGGAGAAGAGGAGGAAGCGACGGAGGAUGGAAAGAGUUAAUGACUCGGAGGAGAGGAGAAGAGGGGAGUCCGGAGAGUCGGAGGAAGAGAGGAGGAGAAAAAAAGGAAAAAGUCACGGCAAGCAGAGAAGACGAGAAAAUAAAUCCCGGGAGGACUUUGAGGUGGAACGAGGGGAAAUAGUGAUGGACAAUUUAAUGCCAGAAGACGUGAUGGACAAUAGAAAAGGGACUGAGGUGCAUAUUCAGGCUGAAAUGAAUGUCGAGCAGGGGGAGGGUGGACAGGACGAGGCAGCCAAACCUAAAUACAGGAAAGAGAAGAAGAAAACAAAAGAGAAGGUUGACGCUAGGACGGAGGAGGAGAAGCUGUGGGACGACUCCAUUCUGGGAUGUUAAACUCUCAGUCUGUUGAACUGCUGACGUUUAAUGAGCAUGACAUUGAAAAUCUCACAAACUGUCUAUAUUAAAAUAAUCUUUAUAGAAGCUAACAAGGCAGUUUUUACCAUCUGCUCCACACAGUGUUGCUCCCCGUAGGUGUGCUAGCUGGCUAGCCAUGUUUAGUCAACUUAUGUUUGUAAUUAAUUGUUUCUCACACAUACACACAACUAUAAUAGCUUUAUUUUUCACUAUGACACUUAAUACUAUCUUUGCUUGAAUUCAUUUGCACAUGUUUACUAAUUGUUGGCUGUAAUAUUUAAGAUCUUUUUUUUUUUCUUCAAGAAGUCCUCUUGACCUCUUAAUACAUCGAUAUGUUUCUGUAUCUGUAUCUUCUGGCAGGGAUCUGAUAGAUUGUGGUCCCUUUAGCAGCCUGCGGUUGGUGCUGUUGAGCUUCAUGCAGAGCAUCAGUAAAGCAAAUAAAAGCCCAGAUGUUAGAAGCUUA
Molecule: messenger RNA, 2272 nt
Organism: Sebastes umbrosus (honeycomb rockfish)
Lineage: Eukaryota; Metazoa; Chordata; Actinopteri; Perciformes; Sebastidae
Gene: zmat1
Product: zinc finger matrin-type 1
Exons: 7
Coding region: 1-1788 (595 amino acids)
Molecular function (GO): nucleic acid binding; zinc ion binding
Source: RefSeq, a predicted model, not a curated record